Messenger RNA from Penicillium bovifimosum, 963 nucleotides. RefSeq lists its product as uncharacterized. The transcript is spliced from 3 exons. NCBI's taxonomy places the organism in Eukaryota, Fungi, Ascomycota, Eurotiomycetes, Eurotiales, Aspergillaceae. The record is from RefSeq and is a predicted model, not a curated record. The coding region runs from base 1 to 963 and encodes 320 amino acids.
AUGGUAACGCUAAAUCAUCAAGAUUUCUGGCAGCCAACACCGAAUUCCCUGCAAAGGUUUUCUUCGGUUGGUUCGGAAACCCAGACCAUGGCUGUAGCAGAGCAACUGAACACCUCCAGAGAAGAAGCAAGCGGCUACAGCCUAGAGAACAAUGUGCUAGAAGAAGAGGACAGAGUAAUGAACUUCGCAUCGGAAAUUGAUCGGUUCUCUCGGCCUGUUUCGCCUGAUACCUAUCCCAAGGAUGCACCAGCUGCCGAUAAUUACCCCAGUUACCCCGAGGAGGUUGCGCUUUAUCCUUCCUCCCGAGUCAGUAGUACGGCUUCUGUGACUGGCCUAGAUGGACCUGGAACAAUGAGAGUCUUCGAUGUCUUUGAAGACGAGCAUAUGCAGUUUACUGCAAAUCGAAGGAAGCGAGCCUUGGAGGACCUUAGUAUCCCUUCCCCGAAACGACGCCGGUACCCGUAUUUAACUACCAUAAGUGCGACCAAGUCACGAGGAAGACGAACGAAUCGACCAGAAGCCGAAAAUUCAUCAUUUCAUGGCGAAGAGGACUAUGCAGAUAAUCAUCUAGCCGGGCUCGGGAAUGCGAUCAGGUAUCUGAAGCGUUUCUACAGCCACGCAUAUGGUAUCAUUGCAACAAGCACCAUAUCAAUAGAGAAUCCUGUUCGACAAGCUACGACUGUACAAGCACGGCAAACUACCACGCGCAGAAAGUGGACCUCUGAAGAUGAUCGUCAUUUGUUCAAGCUGAGAGACUCUCAAAAACUGCCAUGGAGCCGUAUGUUACAUGUCAGACGAAAAGACGAUUCGAUUCGGUACCAUCAACGAAAGUAUCAGAGCUGGAGAAAGGAAGAAGGGAAGAUCGGAAUCGUGGGGGAUUUCUGUUUAUCCCAGGCCACGAUUGUCCUGUUUGUCUCUAUGCCAAACUUCCAUCUUGCAUCAACCUCAACCUCCCAUUGCUAA